Molecule: messenger RNA, 879 nt
Organism: Vanrija pseudolonga
Lineage: Eukaryota; Fungi; Basidiomycota; Tremellomycetes; Trichosporonales; Trichosporonaceae
Exons: 3
Coding region: 26-784 (252 amino acids)
Source: RefSeq, a predicted model, not a curated record
CUUCGCCGCCACCCACUCACUCCAAAUGGCAUCAGCAUCAACAGAACCCCUCCCCACGGUCACCCUCGACUUUAACAACAAGUCGGGUGGUGCAUGGGACGACCGCGAGCUCGUCAACGCGUACGACGCGGCACUGCUCGAGUUUCACUUGCACAACCCCGGGCCCGGCUCGUGGCUGGACAAGGCGACCGCCGCACUCGCCAAGGGACAGCCUCUUCCCGGUGCCAACGCAUUCGACACGGAGUGGUACUCGGCCUCCAAGCCCCAAGUGACUGCCGCGGCCGCAGCGAGCUCGUCAACGCCAACCCCACGGCAGAACAAGCGCGCGCGCACCUCGCGCCAGGACAACCCGUACACGUCGCAGGCGGGAACGAGCAGGCAAGAGUCGCCGUCGUAUAGCCCGCCGUCGCCGGCCGGACCAGAAGACGGCGAGGGCGAGGGAGAGGGCGAGGAGGACGAGGACGAGGGAUACGGCCAGUGGCAGGGGUACGACGGCGAGGGAGACGAGUGGGGAGCACCCGAGUAUGCCGAUCAGGACGACGCGUACGUCUUCCCCCCGCCGCAGGGUGCGUGGGGUGCCGCUGCCGGCAGCCGCGACGAGGCGAUCGGGUACGCGCUGCAUGCGCAGUAUUGGGCCGGGUACUGGAUGGGCGUUGCGCGGGCUUCUGGUCCGGGGCAGGGACAGCAAGGUCACCAGGGGCCAGCAGCAGAGGUGCAGGCUGCUGCGCCGCCGCGGCAGUUCAAGCGCGGUCGGGGCAACUUUCCCCAGCAGCUGAAGCGGUAGGCUGUGUGUACAGUAGAGCAGGCAGGGGGCGGGGCGCCGGGCCAGCGCCGCCGACAGUAUAGAGAACGGGCCAUGCAUAUGCUAGUUGCGCGCUG